AUGACUCAAAUUGCUGCUUCUGUUAAUUCUUGUUAUUCCUCAAAUGUGGUGACCACGAGAAGGGGUAAGACCACUCAUGAUCCACCAUAUCCUAACAUGACAAGGAAACCAGCAAGGAAAGACAAGCAGGAUGAAGAAGACAAGGUAGAAGAAAUAGAGCUUCCAUCAACAGAAGAAAGUACCAAGUUCAAUGGGAAAGUGGCACCACAUGAGUUCUACGAUACAAACCUACUAAUGCCAUUCCCCAGGACAAAGACUCAAAAGACUGAUGAACAAUUCGGCAAAUUUGUUGAGGUAAUUCGACAAUUAUAUGUCAAUAUCCCAUUACUUGAUGCAAUGCAGGUUCCAACCUAUGCCAAGUACCUGAGAGACAUCCUCAACAACAAGAAGCCGCUGCCUAAAACUGAGGUAAUUAAACUAACUGAAGAAUGCAGCGAAGUCAUCUUGAAUAAAUUCCCAGAGAAGAAGAAGGACCCCGGGUGCCCCACCAUUGAUUGCUCCAUCGGGACACAUCACUUUGAGCAUGCACUAUGCAACUUGGGAGUAAGCGUCAGUGUCAUGCCUAAGGUAAUUUUUGACAAGUUAAAUCAUACUACCUUGUCCCCUACAUCAAUAUAUUUGCAGCUAGCGGAUCAGUUGAUUCGCCAUCCAGCGGGAGUAGCUGAGAAUAUCCUUGUCAAGAUAUGCGAUUUCCUCGUUCCUAUGGAUUUUGUAGUUCUUGACAUGGAAGUUGACAAAAAGGUCCCCCUCAUCCUUGGGAGACCAUUCCUUAGCACUGCCAAGGCACAUAUUGAUGUUGGAGCCGGAGAAAUUCAAUUCACCAUCAAUGGGGCCCAGUAG
This is a messenger RNA of Sorghum bicolor (sorghum), 840 nucleotides long. RefSeq lists its product as uncharacterized. NCBI's taxonomy places the organism in Eukaryota, Viridiplantae, Streptophyta, Magnoliopsida, Poales, Poaceae. The coding region runs from base 1 to 840 and encodes 279 amino acids. The record is from RefSeq and is a predicted model, not a curated record. The transcript has a single exon.